AUGAAGGGUGCAUCUAAAGUGAUAAUGGGAGCUACACUAGUAAUGGUGGUCAGCCUUGCCAUAGUGCUGGGCUUGGUGCUGGUGCUAUUAGCAGAGCUUUACUGUACUCUCUUACUUCGCCGCCGCAGGCUCCGUGUCACCUCCUCUGAUCCUACUACCACCACGGUUAUCCCAGCGUCUCCGCUCACCAACAUUUCCUCACCAGAGACCUUGCAAUCUCAAAAUAAUUUGGGUUCUCCUCGAAGCUACUAUGCGCCGGGGGUUCUUCAGGCUCCAAGAAGCCUAUUCUUCCCUGCAGUUUCUCAAAAAGAAAACAAGUCGCUAGAUGUCCAUACACAAGAAGAAUCAAACACUUCAUCCUGUCCAAUUCGAGAAAUCGCGAUUCAGAUUAGCAGUUCCGAUGCUAAUAAUGAGCGCAAAUCCUGCAUUGGUCAUGCAGAGUCUUUAGUUUACAUAUCAAACCCUGUCUAUGACAAUGAUGCAAACAGGGUAAGCAGAGUGGAGACUCCAUUUGAAACACCUGAUUCGUCGCCGUCGCGAUUGGAAAGAGGCAGAUCAUCUUCAUCAUCUUGUUCAGAAUCAAUACCGGCGGUCACUCCUCCAUUGAGUCCAAUGAAAAAGCUACCGGCAGAGGCGUGUUCUGUUUCUUUAAGAGACGUGAGGUCUUUAGGUACUUCAGGAAGUGACUCUGUGAGUAACAAUGGCGUAUCAUCAUCAUCAUCCUCAGGAUCUCCAUGCACAUCUCCUUCUUGGUGACUCUGUUUCUCUUGUAUUUUACAUUGCAGAACUUUUUUUUAAUUCAAUUGUAUUGGUGUUUUUGGAAAUUAGUUUGGCAUUUCUAUCUA
Messenger RNA from Mercurialis annua (annual mercury), 845 nucleotides. RefSeq lists its product as uncharacterized. The record is from RefSeq and is a predicted model, not a curated record. The transcript has a single exon. Bases 1 to 756 code for a protein of 251 amino acids. NCBI's taxonomy places the organism in Eukaryota, Viridiplantae, Streptophyta, Magnoliopsida, Malpighiales, Euphorbiaceae.